Antechinus flavipes (yellow-footed antechinus) is the source of this 3054-nucleotide messenger RNA. RefSeq names its product TPX2 microtubule nucleation factor (gene TPX2). Gene Ontology annotation, cellular component: spindle; microtubule. The transcript has 16 exons. Gene Ontology annotation, biological process: activation of protein kinase activity; regulation of mitotic spindle organization. The coding region runs from base 450 to 2696 and encodes 748 amino acids. The record is from RefSeq and is a predicted model, not a curated record. NCBI's taxonomy places the organism in Eukaryota, Metazoa, Chordata, Mammalia, Dasyuromorphia, Dasyuridae.
GACUAUAACAUAUCACUGUGCUGAAAUCCCCAAAAGGUCAAGAAAUAUCAUCUUAGAUCAUUGUUUUCCCAACUAAUUUGAGUGAGUGUUUUGUACUUUGGCAAUUUUUUGACAAAUCCCCAAAAUGUUGGUCACACACAAUGUUGUGGAACAUACCCACUGAACAGACCUUUGGAUUUGAAGGCACUGUAGAAGAAAUCAAUUCUAUUUUAUACCAAAAGGUUAUUUUGUCUAGAUUAAGGAUAUAAGUAUAUUUUUAAAAUUUUAAACUGGAAAAAUAUUGCUAUUAUCAUCAUAAUUUUUUCAUGCAGCCUUUUCCAUUACAUUUCAUUGACAUUUUGAGCACCAUGCCUUGGACUACUCCACAGCCCCACUCAUGACUUGUUUCUUCUUCAGACAGUGAUUGCACCAGCCAGAGAGACUUGUUCGUGAACAAAGAAGAGGCAGCAAUGAUGUCUCAGAGUAAAGCCUCUUAUACCUUUGAUGCUCCAACAGCUUUCUUCAAUUUCACAUCUUUGAGUAAUGAAGAUGUAUAUAAUGUGGACUCCUGGUUUGAGGAGAGGGCCAAUUUGGAGAAUAAGCCUCCUGAAGAUGAUGAAGCACCAGAGCCCACCUUUAGGAAGACACCUUUGAGAAAGGCUCACGUACCCCAAGCAGUUGUUAUGCCUUUGAGAUCAGUUGGCAACACUUAUGUAGAAACAGAGAAUCCAUCAGAAGAAUCUGCUCCAUCAAACUCUUGCAACUCACCAGGCUACCAGGAAACUACGUCAAAAAAUGUACCUGUUUUUGGAUCCCUUGUUCCGGGCCAGUCCCAAAGAGUGACUAGAAACAUGUCUGCUAAGAAGAAAUCAGAACAGCGGCAGAAACAUCAGCUCAAAAUGAAAGCAGAGAGACACAUUGUUCCCAUGGUCAGUGAUGAAAUGCCACCUUCUAAGAAAAUGAAAGUCACUGAGGGCAAAAGUAAGUCCAAAGAAGGUAAUGCUUCCAAAAAUGAUACCCAAAAGAGUGAGUCUUCCGUGGGGCGACCUGCAGGCAGAACAGCUGUGUCUUGCACACCACCCAUAAGGAAGAAGGUUCUAAAAAGUACAGAGGAACAAGAGUUGGAGAAGAGACUGAAGAUGCAACAGGAGGUGGUAGAAAUGCGUAAGAAGAACGAGGAGUCCUUGAAAAUAGCUCUAGCAGGGCAGCCUCCAAAGAAAAUUGUCAGCCAAGUAACCAAGUCAGUUGACUUCCACUUCCAUACAGAUGAUAGGAUCAAACAGCACCCAAAAAACCAGGAAGAAUACAAAGAAGUGAAUUUUACUUCUGAACUUCGGAAGCAUGCUCCAUCUCCGGCCCGAGUAGGCAAGGGGCCUACCAUCGCCAAGCCUUUCAAUUUGUCCCAAGGAAAGAAAAGGCCUUUUGAAGAAACAGCUUCUACUUAUGUCCCUCUUGCACAGCAAGUUGAAGCUUUCCAUAAACGAACGCCCAGUAGGUACCACCUGAGAAGCAAGAAAGAUGAUGAGGGUCUCUUACCCUCUAAACCAUCAGUGCUCAAGAUAACAAACCCACAGACUCCUGUAUUUAAAACUAAGCAGCGCGCAAGGCCUGUAACAUGUAAGAGCACUGCUGAAUUGGAAGCAGAGGAACUUGAGAAAAUUCAACAAUACAAAUUCAAAGCACGGGAACUUGACUCUAGAAUCCUUGAAGGUGGGCCCAUACUACCAAAAAAACCUCCUGUAAAGCCACCCACUCAAGCUAUUGGUUUUGACCUAGAAAUUGAGAAAAGGAUACAGGAACGUGAGGGAAAAAAGAAGCCAGAAGAGGAUCACUUUGAGUUUCAUUCUAGACCUUGUCCUACAAAGAUCUUGGAAGAUGUUGUGGGUAUUCCAGAGAAGAAACAACUCCCUACUACAAUUCCAAAAUCUCCUGCCUUUGCCCUGAAGAACAGAGUCCGUGUGUUCACCAGAGAAGAUGAGGAAGAAGAACCAGAACCAGCAGUGAUCAGAGCUCACCCUGUGCCACACUAUGGGGUACCCUUUAAGCCCCGAAUCCCAGAGCAGAGGACUGUGGAGAUUUGCCCCUUCUCCUUUGAUUCCCGGGACAAAGAACGGCAAUUACAAAAAGAGAAGAAAGUAAAGGAACUACAAAAAGGAGAGGUGCCUAAAUUCAAGGCACAUCCCCUGCCUCACUUUGACACUAUCAGUCUUCCAGAGAAGAAAGUGAAGAAUCCAACCCAGCUUGAACCUUUCCACCUACAGACAGAUGAGAGAGGAGCUCUUAAGGCUCAGACCUGGAAGCAGCAGCUUGAAGAAGAUUUAAAGCAGCAGAAAGAAGCAGCUUGCUUCAAAGCUCGUCCAAACACUGUCAUCCAUCAGGAGCCCUUUGUCCCCAAAAAGGAAAAAAAGCCAGUAUCAGAGGACCUUUCUGGUUCCAUAGUUCAGGAACCUUUUCAGCUGGCCACAGAAAGGAGGGCCAGAGAACGACAGGAAUUUGAGAAACAAAUAGCUGAGAUUGAAGCACAGAAAGCCCAGAAGCUUGAGGAAGCCAGGCAGCGGGAAGAAGAGCAGAAGAAAGAAGAACUAGCUAAACUGCGGCAAGAACUGGUACACAAGGCGAAUCCUAUCCGCAAAUACCAGAGUGUACAAGUGAAGCCCAGUGAUCAGCCCUUGACCUUACCAGUAUCUCCCAAGUUUUCUACCAGAUUCCAGUGUUAAGCUACAGCUUCCUGUGUUUGCAUGUGCUCUUUCCAUGUGGGAGAUGGACGCACAGUCUACUACAAGUCAAGAGUCUUUUCAUGCUUUUAUCACUGGGCAUGUUGGACACAUUUCUACCAACUGUCUUAAUUGUGUUUCACUCUUGAAGACUUUCAGACUUUGGAAUUAAUUCAAGAAAACCAUUAUGAUGUCCAUAAUGGAUUUUGUCCAAUCUAGCCACACAGUUGCUUCCUUUCAGCACAGAUUGGUCAUUAAUGUGGGUCUUAAUUCUUCUAAUACAAAUUUCAACAUAGUGUAACCUAUUAGCUCAUUCUUUUUUUAAAACAAGAAAAUAAAGAUACUUAUAUUUAGAGACUCA